GUCUGUCUCACUUUAACAACUUCAACACCAGAUCAGCAGACUUCAUUUGAGGAAGGAGUGUCUUCAGAUUUACUUGGUGUGUUUUUGUUAAAGAAGCUGAAGGAUGAAGUUUAUUCUGUUCUUGGUUUUCUCCUGCCUCGCCUUACAUAAUGGAAAGGGAGCUCCUACUACUGCUGUGUAUAAGUUUGUGAGAUGUAACCCCGAUGGCGACCAGGCCAACUGUGUGACCCAAAAAGGUCCAGAAAUGGCCUUUACUCCAGACCUACCGGCCAAACUGCCUGCUUCAACUGCACGCUAUCUAGAGGCAGAGCCUGAGGAGGGUGAAAAUCCAUGGGAGGAGGAUGACGUGAAUGCUGAGGCAGAGCCUGAGGGCGGUGAGAGUCCAUGGGAGGAGGAUGACGUGGAGUUAGAGGCAAAUCCUGAGGGUGAGAAUCCAUGGGAGGAGGAUGACGUUGAGUUAGAGACGGAGGAGGAGGGAAAGCCGAUGAAGAGUGAAGAGGGCGAGUCACCUGUGGUGACUGAGGAGGGUUCUGGAAGUUAUGAAGGCUCUGCAGCUACAUACAUGGCGGACUGGACCUUGGGUGAGACAGGCUCCGGCGAGUCCUGGGCAGAGAAGGACGAGAAGCCAUACAAAGGUGUGGUCAUAAGGGACUCAAGCAGGCCUCUGGUUGGUGAGUCAAAACCAGCAGAGCACGAGCUGAGAGAAGACCACCUCCUGCAGCUGUAGUCUGUUCACACCCAUCCACCUUUAAGACACAUACACAAAGCUAGCAUCUGUUUUAUUUCCCCCCUGGUCUAUUCAAAUAGUGAAACAAAUAUUGCAUCACCACCUGGUGGUGUAAAAACAUGGUUGCUCAGAGAUUGACAAAGGCCAAAUGUAUAUUUUAUAUUCUCAGUGCUAUUGGUGGGAAUCACUCUCUUCAGAGGCAAAAGAACAACUGUAAACAAUGAAAAAGAUAGCUGCCAAAGCAAAAGAAUGGUCUGCAAAAAUGAGAUAUACAGUAUAUAUAUAUACUCUAAUUUAGUUUAAGUUGGCAGCGACCUGUAUUUACACUUUCUCGUGGAAAAGAUGUGUAAGUUGAAAUGUGCUUUCAAAUAAUUGUAACACCAGUGCAAUAAGAUGUCGUCCGUGCAUUGCUCACUCUGUGCAGCUGUGGUUCCAAAUAUUUUUUUUUUUUUUGGAGCGAUGAGCCAUGUGUUCCUUUAAGACACACAAAACAAAGACUUAUUUAAAUUAUUUGAUCCCUUUGUCUCAAAUGUUGUGAAACUUUACACUUAUCCAGGAGGGUUGUGCAACAUCUUUUAGGAACUUCUGUUCUGCAAAGUUGAACAAGAGAAUUGUGCAAACCCAAAGCCCCUCAGGAACGGAUUCACGCAAUCUUAACCACUGUGAGCUGAAACAUAUUCAAUAUAUGUAAUGUGCACAUGCGUGCAUUUCAACAUGCUCUGCGUUGUCUAAUUUGCAUUUGAAAAACAAUAAAGGAUUUAUAACAACAGUA
Molecule: messenger RNA, 1499 nt
Organism: Sebastes umbrosus (honeycomb rockfish)
Lineage: Eukaryota; Metazoa; Chordata; Actinopteri; Perciformes; Sebastidae
Gene: srgn
Product: serglycin
Exons: 4
Coding region: 104-727 (207 amino acids)
Source: RefSeq, a predicted model, not a curated record